AUGGCCGCUCUGAAGCGACUGGUCCCGUCGUUGAACCGCGUGCUGGUGGAGAAGAUCGUGCCACCCGCCAAGACCAACACUGGUAUCCUGCUGCCGGAGAAGACCACCAAGGUAUCUUCAUCUCUAGCUAACUCUCUUACAGCUAAGGGAGACACGUCUUUGCUUUACGUAAGAUGAUGAUGAUAGUUGAGGCUUUUAGCAUCAGAUUUUUCCUCUGGGUACUUUGUAUUUUACUUGUGUAGCCAUCGUUUUCUGUUUCUUUCUGUGAAUGCCUGUGAGCCUUUGUUCCUACUCGUCUAGUAUUGCAUUCGUAAGCUUUUGCUCUUCAGUUGAUAUCGGUGUUUCAUAUCUUAGAGCACAUUUGAACGUGGAUUUAUUUUUUUCUGUAUUUUCUUCCUCCGUGACUGUUGCAUUAUGGCUGCCAUUUGCCAGGAGAACAUCUUUUUCUUCAUUAUUAUCUUGGUCACUUUUUCCAUCUGUUUAAUACCAAGGAAUUGGGACCAUCGGAGGCAGAAAUCCAAUGUCAUUACAUCUAGACAAUCUAAGGUCUUUUAUCUGGUGGAUAGGUCGAUUGUUCGAUUGACAAGCGCGUCUUCGUUGGAGUGCUAGUGUCUCAAGAGACCAUUAAAAACUUGGGCCCUGAUCGACAUCAGAGAGAAAAGCAUUGAGUUUUAGGUUUUGAAAUUAUUAGAACGCUCGAACUCGUGGUGGAUUUUCUUCCUGUUGCAGUGCUGUAUGGGGUAUACGAUCGGUCAAGUGCAAUCUGUAUCAACCAACUAAUGUUGUGUAGAUUAACAUCUGCAAUCGAAGUGCGUCUGUCAACUUGCUGGAAGGGUGUCAACAGGGGACAUGCUGUACCAGUUCUUUAAUCCAUAGGCAAAUACAGACUGCGAAAGGGGUUGUGUGCUGGCAACAAACAUUUCGCUGUAAAGGCCUGAUACCAAAUGAUUUAUAAUUAUCGUUGUAUCUUGUUUACUUUCAAGCGUUGAAGUUUGAAAAAGCAUUCUAGGUUGGCGAUGGGGAUGAGUGGCUGAGGUGAUAAACUUGUCCCUACUGGUUUUCUACCAAAAUUUCUUGUGAGUUAUUUUCAAAUACUUGUGAAUUGCAACCGAAAGACUUGAAUAAGCUUGUUAAUUGCAAUCAAAAUGAUCGUACUUUGAUUCGGUUGAUCGCAACAUGACUUGAAUAAGCUUCUAGUGGUCUGAAGUGGCCUCAUAUGCAUUCCUUUUUGACAAUAUAUCGUCUUAUGGUAAUGGCAUGGUGCUUUUUAAUGCCUUGUGGAUCAAGAUAAUGAAUUAAACAACUGUUAGCAAGAAAUCCUUAGCUGUCAUGAAUUCUCCUCUGCUCAUUCCUAUGGUGAUGUCUCUGGUGGAUUGGAGCGGAUGCAUUUGGCACAGGUUUCGAGGGGUGCAUUGGAGAUUGUGUCAGGAUGCUCAUUUCAAUUUAAAGUCUCAAUGGAAGUGGCGUUAGAAGGGCAGUUUAUUUUUUUCGGUUGAUGUUGGCAGCUCCCAGGAUGACAGUCUAGAAACGAUUUGUACACAUUUACCUCAUUUAAUCUGCAGAGUUGCAAUGUUUUUCUGGGAGACCACGCCGUGCUGCAUCUUUCGCCUGUAUACAGUUACUAUGAGCUAUUGUCUUGGUAUUUGUAAGGUCUUCAAAAACGACAAAUCUACAACCUUAAAGGAACGGGUCUACUGUGAAAGUGUUGGCUGAGGAGAAGGGGAAUUUGAGCUUGGGUGGAAGAUGGUGGAAGAUGCUUAUGAUGCUGUUGUGACCUCUGUGAAGGCCACAAUAAAGGAAUAGGACCACCAAUCAGGAGGGUCAGAUAGAUGGGAUCUAGAGUGAUUACCGGUGGUUGGAGUAGUUGACUAACAAGAUGGACGAUGUGGUGGUGGCAAUGAGGACCUCGUGCUUGAGAUAUUGAGGGUCGAACAUUUGGGGGAGGUGAAAAAUUCCAGAGGUCCUUCCAUUGAAUGAAAUGAAGAAAUAUGGUCAAAACGCCAACCGGAGAUAAGGGCAAUAUUUUUUGGCAACACGUUUAGCAGAUGAAUGUUCCUUGGGAGAAUAAGAGGGAUCUAUGAAGAUAGAUUUGUAGCAAGUGUGUGGUGAGAUGACAGUGCUUAGGUAAAAAGAAAAGCUUUAUGGUGGCUUGGUGGAUAUAUAUGGAUGUAAGUAGGCAACACGGUUAGGAUAUGCAGGAUCUGUUGCCUCUAAAACUUUCUUGUUUGUUCUCUUGUAUCAGUAGCGUAUGUCUUUAAUUUCUUAUCUUUCCUCAUCCCCCCCCCCCCGAUAUCUCAGAUGCUUGGUCGCUUUUUUCCUUCUGAUAUUUCUCCCGCUUUUUUAAGCUUUCUUUCGUAACGAUAAAUCUAGAUGCUAAAUAUAUUUCCUUCUGAUUGCCCAAAUUUCAUAUGAACUAAAUUCUCUUACUUUUGUCUGUCUGUAAUAGCUGAACUCUGGAAAAAUCGUAGCGGUGGGUCCUGGCGCCCGUGAUAGAAAUGGAAAUCUCAUCCCUGUGGCAUUCAAGGAAGGGGACCAUGUCCUUCUGCCUGAGUACGGGGGUACAGAAGUAAAACUGGGCGACAAAGAGUAUGCUCUCCACUACCUUAGAUUCAUAUCUCUGUCUUCUUGCUCUUCCUCAAUUACUUAAUUGGGUGGUGGCGUCAUACUUCCAAGAAAAACAUCUUCGGAAUUGUCUUUUUAGAUUGGUGACAAAAUCAUUUAAUAUUACUAUUACCGAAGGGAGUUUCUUUUUCCCAAAUUUUUUUUUCACCGAAUUGAGAGCCGAAUUGCUGCCAAGAAUUACAAGCCAGAAAUACCCGGAUUCGUAGCGAGUCCCCUCCAUCCUCAUAAUUCAUACAUUUAUGUUCUAUCAGAUCCUAUUUUUUUUUAUUUUUUUUUUCAGUUGUUUUCGCCUUCUUUUGAUCUUCGGAAUCGGAAGUGAGAAAUUCCGGCUCUCCACCCACAGAACCCCCUGAACACGAGAUUCAUCAUUUCGGGGAUAUCAAAAGAUAAAAACAAUGUUUUGUCUAGUUGAUCAAAGUCGCGGGAUAAAUUUAUUUUUUUAUAAUCAACCAUUAUCACAUUGGUAAAGAUAUGUUUUGACUUUUUUUAAAUAAAAAAAUUGGGUUCUAGGGAAACUGGAACCCAAAAUAUUAACGUGUUUUGGUUAACCAAAAUCAUGUAUUACCGAAGGCAAGUUUUUUUUUUUUUGCUCUAGGAAUAAAAUAAAGAUAUACUUUCGUUCUAGUAUCACGCUAACCCAAAGGUAGCUUAAUGAUUACUAACUAUAUUCUGACCUUAUGACUUAAGAUAAAAUCUAACUUAGCAAUCUUAUUUUGGGGGGUGAACUCUCUCAGGUACCAUCUUUUCAGAGAAGACGACGUCCUGGGAACGCUUCAUGAGUAG
Messenger RNA from Spirodela intermedia, 3405 nucleotides. NCBI's taxonomy places the organism in Eukaryota, Viridiplantae, Streptophyta, Magnoliopsida, Alismatales, Araceae. The record is from the annotation of a GenBank genome assembly.